Messenger RNA from Cucumis melo (muskmelon), 1051 nucleotides. Its product is annotated as probable peroxygenase 5. The record is from RefSeq and is a predicted model, not a curated record. The coding region runs from base 188 to 790 and encodes 200 amino acids. The transcript has 5 exons. Gene Ontology annotation, molecular function: monooxygenase activity; calcium ion binding. Lineage: Eukaryota; Viridiplantae; Streptophyta; Magnoliopsida; Cucurbitales; Cucurbitaceae.
UACAAACCGAUAGCACUAUAUAAACGACCCUCGUGCUUCCAUUUUCUUCUCCAUCAAGAGGGGAGAAAGAGAAAGAGAAAGAGAAAGAGAAAGAGAGAGAUCCCUUUCAAACGCACCGUUCUAUUCCCAACUCAAAAGUUAAAGAAAAAGCCCCUUAAUAAUAAUAAAUUCAUCUUCUCGCUGUUCAAUGGCUGAUCAAGUGUCAAACAAUGCGUCGUCCUCCCCCUCAAGCUCCGGCGGAGAAAGCGAGGAGGAGAAGAACGUUCUGCAGAAACACGUGGCGUUCUUUGAUAGGAACAAAGAUGGGGUGGUUUAUCCGUGGGAAACAUUCAUGGGGUUCCGAGCAAUUGGCGCUAAUUUGUUUCUCUCCACUGUUAGUGCCGUUUUUAUUAACCUUGGACUUAGCUCCAAAACCCGACCGGGGAAGUUUCCGAAUUUUCUAUUCCCAAUUGAGAUAAAGAACAUUCAACUUGCCAAACAUGGAAGUGAUUCUGGUGUAUAUGAUUCUGAAGGAAGAUUUGUUAGUAAGAAAUUUGAAGAAAUAUUCAAGAAGCAUGCCCUAACCUACCCAGAUGCCUUGACAGAAAAAGAACUUAAAGCAUUGCUUAAGUCAAAUAGAGAGCCUAAAGAUUACAAAGGAUGGGUUGCUGCAUGGACAGAAUGGACAACUCUAUACAACCUUUGCAAAGAUGAGAAUGGUUUACUUAAAAAGGAAACUGUGAAGGCUGUUUAUGAUGGGAGCUUAUUUGAACAUAUGGAGAAACAAAGAGCAUCAAAAAAGAAGAAAUGAAAAAAAAAAAAAAAAAAAAAAACGAAAAUAAGGUUUUCUUCAUUUUUCUUUAUUUACAUAUUUCUCAUUUUAGGGUAAAUUUAUACUGUCAUGACAUGUAAUCCUUUUUUUUUUUUUUUUUUUUUUUUUUUUUUUUUUUUUUAUCUUUCUCUCUCUCUUUUAGGAUAAGAAAAUGUUUAAUGUUAAAGUUGUUUGAUUCAUUUAUAUGGACUUUGUGUGGAAUGGUAUAAAGAUAAAUAAAAUUUGUUUGCGUGUGAGAUU